Girardinichthys multiradiatus is the source of this 3462-nucleotide messenger RNA. RefSeq names its product C-type lectin domain family 4 member F-like. Bases 185 to 2410 code for a protein of 741 amino acids. NCBI's taxonomy places the organism in Eukaryota, Metazoa, Chordata, Actinopteri, Cyprinodontiformes, Goodeidae. The transcript is spliced from 9 exons. The record is from RefSeq and is a predicted model, not a curated record.
AGAACAGGUGUGGGUGACACUACUGGGAGACAGAGGGAGGGAAACCAGUUAACAAGGGAAGACACAGAACUGAAGGUGAACAGAAAUCCAGACCAGAGGAACCAUGCAGAAGUCAAACGUGUGUGUGUGAUGUGUGUGUGAUGAGGAAGAGGAACCUUCUGCUUCUUCUUCCUGAAGAACAAACAUGAUGUUUUGUUCAGUCGUUGCUUUAAAAGUGUCUGCAGCAGCUUCUGUUUUCCAACAUUUAACGAUGGCUAUGGAACUCACUUCAGGUUGUAUUUAUGAAAACUCUGUCCAGAAAACCAGAAAAGGAGCAGAUGUGGACGCCUCUCCAGGAGAGAUUUAUGAAAACCCGCUGGUGUUUCAAAAAGAGGAAAAAGCAGACAUGACGACUAAUCCUGGAGAAAAACCUGAAGAACGUGUCUCUACUGCAACAAAAGUUCAAGCAGCGGUGAAAUCUCGCAUCACUCUGGUGUGUUUGGGGAAACUUUUUCUUCUGGUGGUGGUGGUGGUGCUCGUUGUCCUCCUGGUCAAUAUAACCAUGGUGAUGAAGAAACAGGAAGCAAUCAUCAGUGACCUCGCAGCCAAAAAUAAGCAUUUGAUUCUGGGAAACAGAAACCUGACAAAUCCGACCGAGCAACUUCUGGUGGAGAACAAAGUCCUACAGAACCAGACCGAGCAACUUCUGGUGGAGAAAAAAAUCCUAGAGAACCAGACCGAGCAACUUCUGGUGGAGAACAAAGUCCUAGAGAAUCGGACCAAGCAGCUUCUGGUGGAGAACAAAGUCCUACAGAACCAGACCGAGCAACUUCUGGUGGAGAAAAAAAUCCUAGAGAACCAGACCGAGCAACUUCUGGUGGAGAACAAAGUCCUAGAGAACCAGACCGAGCAACUUCUGGUGGAGAACAAAGUCCUGCAAAAUCAGACCAAGCAACUUCUGGUGGACAACAAAGUCCUAGAGAAUCGGACUAAGCAACAUCUGGUGGAGAAAAAAAUCCUAGAGAACCAGACCGAGCAGCUUCUGAUGGAGAACAAAGUCCUGCAAAAUAAGACCAAGCAACUUCUGGUGGAGAACAAAGUCCUAGAGAAUCGGACCAAGCAACAUCUGGUGCAGAACAAAGUCCUAGAGAACCAGACCGAGCAACUUCUGGUGGAGAAAAAAAUCCUAGAGAACCAGACCGAGCAGCUUCUGGUGGAGAACAAAGUCCUAGAGAAUCGGACCAAGCAGCUUCUGAUGGAGAACAAAGUCCCGCAGAAUCAGACCAAGCAACAUCUGGUGCAGAACAAAGUCCAAGAAAACCAGACCGAGCAACCUCUGGGGGAGAACAAAGUCCUAGAGAAUCGGACCAAGCAACAUCUGGUGCAGAACAAAGUCCUAGAGAACCAGACCGAGCAACUUCUGGUGGAGAAAACAAUCCUAGAGAACCAGACCGAGCAGCUUCUGGUGGAGAACAAAGUCCUAGAGAAUCGGACCAAGCAGCUUCUGAUGGAGAACAAAGUCCUGCAGAAUCAGACCAAGCAACAUCUGGUGCAGAACAAAGUCCAAGAAAACCAGACCGAGCAACCUCUGGGGGAGAACAAAGUCCUAGAGAAUCGGACCAAGCAGCUUCUGAUGGAGAACAAAGUCCUGCAGAAUCAGACCAAGCAACAUCUGGUGCAGAACAAAGUCCUAGAGAACCAGACCGAGCAACUUCUGGUGGAGAAAAAAAUCCUAGAGAACCAGACCGAGCAACCUCUGGUGGAGAACAAAGUUCUAGAGAAUCGGACCGAGCAACUUCUGCUGGAGAACAAAGUCCUACAGAACCAGACUGAGCAACUUCUGGUGGAGAAGAGAAGCCUAAGUGAGCAGACUAAGCAGCUGAUGGAAAAGACCAGAAUCCUAGAGAAUAAAACUGCAGAGAUGAGAAAAGAAAGAGACAACCUCAACUGGACUCUGGAGGUCAUCCUGACAUUUGAGAACUUUCCAGUGAAAGACUUUUGUCCCCAAAGAAAGUGUAAGCCCUGUCUGGAUGGUUGGAUUAUGUUGAAGAAAAGCUGCUACCUGUUUAACUAUGAAUCCUCUCCAUGGAAGACUUGGGAACAAAGUCGACAGUAUUGCAGAACCAAAGGUGCAGAUCUGGUUGUUAUUGACAGUCUGGAAGAACAGAAAUUUGUAAGUAAUCGCUCCAGUUACUACCUUGACAAGUGGCAUGGAUACUGGUUGGGGUUACGAGAAGUUAACAGUAACUGGACCUGGGUUGAUGGACGCAUUGAUACUCUGAAGUACUGGAUUAAUGGGAUUUAUGGUACUCCAGGUCCAUAUGCUCUGCUGAUCCCUCAGAAGAAUUACAGUGAGAACUGGGACCCAGCAGAGAAUAAGUUUGAGAACCGGUUUAUCUGUGAGCGUGACGUCCUGAUAAGAUCAGAUUAAUUAACACUGUAUCUCUUCUCUUUGUGUUGCACAUGUUUGAAUUAUCAAUGUCUGAAUAUUAAGAACAGUUAUAAAAACAUGAUUUUAUUUCCUUUCUGUUGGAAACUUUAUGAUUUCUCCAUAUUUCUAAUAUUCCUUCCCUCUCCAUGAAAGCAGAGCUUUAGGAAGAACUUUACAGCUUUCCCUGACAGAGGGCCCUAUCACUGCCAAUAACUGUAAAUACAGAAUUAUCUCAAAUAGUUUUAAGUGAAUUUGUUCAUGAUGUUAAGCUCAGUGUCAGAAACAGAUCAGCAGCUGGAUGGAAUGCUCUGAUCUGCAUGUCAUUUUCUUUUCAUGCAGACCAACGAUGAGAAUAUAAAUGAUUUUAUCUGAGCUGGCAUCCCAUGGUGGCAUCACCAGUGGACAGUGGGCUGACAAUGUUUUCAGGCAGUUGCUGCAGCAUCUGACAGUAACUGGAAGCAUUGAGUGAAUGUCAUGAGAAACAGGGCAGCAUUGCUGGAGGUUGAUGUAGUUUAACCAGUGUCACAUCGGUCCUUGUUUAUCCAAAACUGAUGCAGAUUAUGGUGCAAAAUUUAUCAUAGAUUAGAUCCUUCAGGUCCUUCAGACUGUGGAGAUAUAUUAUGUGUGUGCAUUAAUUAUUAUUAUGUUCAUAAAAAGUGUGGGACAUGAAAUGUAUAACCUGUGUUAGUAUAAGACAUUGUGGCCUGCAGAAUUGUUGUUGCACAAACUUGGCCUUGAGUGUGAUGAAGCAGAAAAUACUGAAGAACUGCAUGUGUGGGAAAAUUAGUGAUAAUGCAACUACAGAGUUACUCCCUGCUUAUAUCAGUAGAUACGAGAUGCAGCUGUGAGACCGGAACAUGUCCUAAUAUGGUAGGCAGGAAAAUGUGUGUAACGUGACUACAUGUGUGAAAAACCUGUGGACAGGGCGCUGCCUAUUUUCAUGUGUGUUUUCAAUAAAAGCAAUGGCCCCAGUGAGAAGUUCUGAAGUCGUCUCGGUGUGUGUUGUGUUACCACAUGUGAGAGCUUCCUGGUCCAGGUAUUUGAAUAACAUA